AUGUGCAAUGACCUCACCCCUCUUCUCAUAUAUAAUCGUUUUCCAUCUAAUGAUAUUUCAGCAUGCCUUGUGUUGUGUGAAAAAACUUUAUUUUCACUGAAUUGCUCAUCAUUCAUCAAAAUUUACGAUUUUUUUAUUUUCAUAAUUCUUGAUAAGAUUGACUUUUUGCUAAAAAAAUUUUUAAUUUUAAGAAUAUUUUUUCCUCGCUUCAUUUUGACGCGUCAUUUUUGGACCAUUGAUCAAAAAAGGCGAUUUUGGUCAACGAGCAUAAAACGAUCAACGCAAAUGCAUUACCACUUGUCAAGGCUUCAUCGUGUAAGCCUAUUCACUGGCAUACGUGGCCUGCAUUCGCAUGCCGAAACAUUGCGAUGUUUGGAUCGGUCUUUGAAAGCUAAAAGUACCGCAAUUGAUGCGAUGAGUGAGCAAGAGCUGUGGCAGCAAUUUUAUCUUCGACGACUGCAGUAUGAUGGAUUGUCCGAAGAAGAUAUGAAACAUUUCCUAAAAGUCUGGAGCCUGACUUGAAA
Messenger RNA from Gongylonema pulchrum, 524 nucleotides. Lineage: Eukaryota; Metazoa; Nematoda; Chromadorea; Rhabditida; Gongylonematidae. The record is from the annotation of a GenBank genome assembly.